UCAGUCACCGUAGGCCGAUUGACUACUGACUCUUUCCAUAUAAACUCUCUCGGGGUUCAAGAAGUUUUUAUAUAUUGGAGUUUCGAACAGAUUAAUUGGAAUUCUAUUCCUCUCAAUUGUUUUUAACUUUUCCCCUCCACUACAGCAAUGGAUUUUCAAGAAUUGAAGGGCCGCCAAAGCAACGUCGCUCUGGGGAUUGCGAAGCGGUUAUUGCAGGACGAAGAAGGCAAAAACUCGAACCUGGUUUUCUCGCCGCUGUCGAUCCAAACGUUGCUGAGCCUGGUCGCGGCGGGGGCCAAGGGCAGCACCCUGGACCAGCUUCUCUCGUUCCUCAGUGCCGAGUCUAUUGACCAGCUCAACGCCUUCGCUUCCCUGCUCGUACCCUUGGUUUCGGCCGACGGCAGUCCCAGCGGUGGGCCGCGCUUGUCCUUCGCCAAUGGGCUUUGGCUCGACAAGUCCGCGUCUCUCAGGCCCUCUUUCAAACAGGUCGUGGACACUGUUUAUAAGGCCACUCUUGCUCAGGUUGAUUUUCGGACCAAGGCUGAGGAAGUGACGAGUGAAGUCAAUUCUUGGGUUGAAAAGAAGACUAAUGGGCUUAUCAAAGAGGUUCUUUCUCCUAGGUCUGUUAACUGCAAUACCUUGCUCAUCCUUGCAAAUGCACUCUACUUCAAAGGAGCUUGGGAGGAGAAGUUUGACGCAUCAAAAACGAAAGAAGAUGAUUUCCACCUUCUUAAUGGGAGCUUGGUUCAAGUGCCGUUCAUGACUAGCCAGAACAGGCAGCUUGUUAGUGCCUUUGAUGGUUUCAAAGUCCUUAGACUACCUUACAAGCGAGGUAAGGUCCUUGAGGAUAAGUGCCACUUUUCCAUGUACUUGUUUCUUCCAGAUUCAAAAGAUGGGUUGUCAGCUCUGGUAGAGAAAGUGGGUUCUGAAUCUGGGUUCUUGGAUCGCCACAUCCCUCACAAAAAGAAGAGAGUGGGCGACUUCAUGAUCCCAAGGUUUAAUAUAUCUUUUGGGUUCAACGCUUCAAACGUUUUAAAGGGACUAGGAUUGGUGUUGCCUUUCUCUAGUACGGAAGCAGAUCUAACAGAAAUGGUAGGACGUCGGGACUUCUAUGUUUCAAGUAUAUUUCAUAAAUCCUAUAUUGAAGUUAACGAAGAAGGCACAGAAGCUGCAAGUUCUGUCGCAGCAAUGAUGGGAAGAUGCAGCCGCCGCAUCCUUAAAGAAGAUAAGAUAGACUUUGUGGCUGAUCACCCAUUUUUGUUCCUGAUUAGAGAACAUACCACUGGGACGGUACUGUUCAUUGGACAUGUGUUCAAUCCUCUUGAAGGCAGCGCCAGCUCAUUGCCUUCCAAGUGAAAGACAAAGAAAAGAUCUCCUGAAGAAGAAGAAUGCUUCACAUAUUAGAAAAUAACUAAAUUGUGGGUGCAUUUUUUUCUUUUCCUAGUGUAGGAGUCUUGAAACUUUGUAGCUUCUAUUCUCUAUAUGACAGUUUUAUAAUUAAGUUGUUAGUUUUUGGGAGAUUUA
Alnus glutinosa is the source of this 1524-nucleotide messenger RNA. Its product is annotated as serpin-ZX-like. The record is from RefSeq and is a predicted model, not a curated record. Gene Ontology annotation, molecular function: serine-type endopeptidase inhibitor activity. Lineage: Eukaryota; Viridiplantae; Streptophyta; Magnoliopsida; Fagales; Betulaceae. Bases 148 to 1356 code for a protein of 402 amino acids. The transcript is spliced from 2 exons.